AACGUAAAAUGGCACGCAUCGCUAUUGCUUGAACGGUGUGAUUUAAAGCAGUGUCUAAACAUGUCUAAAGUGACCUCACAGCUGUUCAGACUUAUUAGACACCUGUCAAAUAUUGACAAGUACGAAUCCACGUUUGGAUUAUUGAAGCAUGUAUUCAUUUAUAAAUAACUUAAAAUGAUAACGCUGAGAUUGCAAUAACGCAGCGUUAUAUUGCUAUUGAAAGUAUAACGUUAAUAAUUAUAUUUUCUGCGUGCCACCUCCGCGCGAUAUGAUCUGGUAAUCAGUAUUGUUUUCUAAAGAUUACUCAAAAGAAAAAUUGAAUACUGUAUGGAAUACGUCUUUGGAAAAAAAUAUUGAGCUAAAAUAACACAUUUUAAUUGAAAUCUACUAUAUCUAUAAUAUCAAUUAAAAGCAGAUUCAUAAAGCCUUUCUUUUUUUUUUUCAAUCGUCAACCCAUACAAAGAAAAUAUUUAACAAACCGAUAAAUUUGCAUCAAUUCGCAUAUAAUUUUAAAUUUCUUUUUUCAUUUAAUUGCAACAUAUUUUUAUAAUGAUAACAGUGAUAGUAUACAUAAUGAUCUUACACUAUCGUGGGACAGGAUUAAUGUUAUCAGUAAGUGAUAGUCGUAUUUCUAAAACAUCAAACAUUGACACAAAUAGAGAUUUUGAUAAGUUAGACACGAGUUUGUUCGAAUCGUAUCCCAUUAUUGUCCCCCAAGACCGGAUAUUGCAAAUAUGCUUAAAAGGCAGUUCAUUACUAGAUAAAUUGCAUUAUAAUAAAAAUGAUUGCGAUGACUAUCCUUGUAUGUUUUCAAAAUUAAUUCAAGACGAAUCAAUGAAUUCUGUUGUAUCUAUUGUACGAAACGAAACAACCGAUCGCAUUGAUCGAAAUUUUGAACAAAGCAUACAGGAUUGUAUAGUUUGGUGGAAAUUGUUUAAACACUUUGAUAAAAAUUCAAAUCCUCGUCGUGAAUUGGGUAAAUGUUUAUUUCAAACAUUCUCAUCUAAGUGCAGAGAAGAUGUUUUAAAUACAAUAAAAUUACUUUUACUUUCUGUAAAAGAAAAUUAAGAGUAAAUAAAGAUAUUUGAAGAAAAAUAGGAUCACUUUAAAGUAGGAAAUGUAUUUUUCUUUUAAAAAAACCAUGUUCUCUAUGAAAAUAAAUUUCAGUAUAUUCUUUAAACAUAACAAUUAAUAAAGUAUAUUUUAAAAUGAUUUCCCUUCGAAAAUUUAACAAUAUCGAUAUUUUGUAU
Messenger RNA from Osmia bicornis bicornis, 1250 nucleotides. RefSeq lists its product as uncharacterized. The record is from RefSeq and is a predicted model, not a curated record. Lineage: Eukaryota; Metazoa; Arthropoda; Insecta; Hymenoptera; Megachilidae. The coding region runs from base 550 to 1068 and encodes 172 amino acids. The transcript is spliced from 4 exons.